GUGCGAGGGAGGGCAGAGAAGAAAGCCAGCAGUUCGGGGGGCGGUCACCACUCCAACCGGACUCGCCCGGCACGGUGCAGUGCAGAGCGUGGAGCUAGGAGGGAGCUGCGACUGGCUGCACGAAGGAUGUUCCAGAAUGAAACGCCAUAGAAAUCUCAGCAGCAGUGAAAGUUCAGAUGAGAGUCCUUCCACUUCCUUUACCUCAGGCUCAAUGUAUAGGAGCAAGUCAAAAAUUCAAAAUGAACACAAGAAAUCUGCUGAGGUAUUCCGAAAGGACCUCAUCAGUGCCAUGAAAAUUUCAGAUUCUCAUUACAUUAAUCCUGACAGCUAUUACUUCUUUUCGGAUACAUGGAAAGAAGAAUGGGAAAAAGGAGUCCAGGUACCAGCAAGUCCAGAUGCUGUUCCACAGCCUACCCUCAGGAUUGUAGCCGAGAAAGUAAAGGAUGUUCUGUUUACCCGGCCCCGGAAGUAUAUCCAGUGCUCUACCUCAGAGACUGUGGAGCCUGGCUAUAUCAACAUUACGGAGCUGGCGGCAUCUAUGUGCCGCUAUGACCUAGACGACAUGGACAUCUUCUGGCUCCAGGCAUUCAAUGAGGACCUUGCUGAAAUGGGUUAUGGGGCAGUUGAUGAGAAUCUUAUGGAAAAGGCAAUAGAAGUCCUGGAACGCCACUGCCAUGAAAAUAUGAACCAUGCUAUUAAGACAGAGGAAGGGCUAGGCAUAGAGUAUGAUGAAGACGUGAUCUGUGAUGUGUGCCGGUCUCCAGACAGUGAAGAAGGGAAUGAUAUGGUGUUCUGUGAUAAGUGUAACGUCUGUGUGCAUCAGGCCUGUUAUGGCAUCCUUAAGAUCCCAGAAGGCAGCUGGCUGUGUCGCUCCUGUGUCGUGGGCAUUCAUCCACAGUGUGUGUUAUGCCCAAAGAAAGGUGGAGCUCUGAAAACCAACAAGACAGGAAAUAAAUGGGCUCAUGUCAGUUGUGCCCUGUGGAUUCCAGAGGUCAGCAUUGGUUGUCCCGAGAGGAUGGAACCAAUCACAAAGAUAUCCCACAUCCCACCCAGUCGGUGGGCCUUAGUCUGUAACUUGUGCAAGUUGAAGACAGGGGCUUGCAUUCAGUGUUCAGUGAAAAGCUGCAUCACUGCCUUCCAUGUCACCUGUGCCUUUGAGCACAACCUAGAAAUGAAGACCAUCCUAGAUGAGGGUGAUGAAGUGAAGUUCAAGUCAUUCUGCCUCAAGCACAGCGAAAACAAGCAGAAACCUGGGGAGGCCGAGUACCCUCCACCCAGGGCUGCAGAGCAGAGCCAGGCCAAAAGUGAGAAGACCGGCCUGCGGGCACAGAAACUUCGGGAGCUGGAGGAGGAGUUCUAUACCCUGGUCAAUGUGGAAGAUGUGGCCACAGAGCUGGGGCUGCCUACACUAAUUAUGGACUUUAUCUAUAAUUACUGGAAACUAAAGCGGAAAAGUAACUUUAAUAAGGCAUUACUGCCUCCGAAGGAGAAUGAAGAAAAUGGCCUUAUGCAACCAAAAGAGGAAAGUAUUCAUACUCGCAUGAGAAUGUUUAUGCAUCUACGGCAAGACCUAGAGAGGGUCCGAAAUUUGUGCUACAUGAUAGGCCGACGAGAAAAGCUGAAGCUGUCACAGACCAAAGUACAGGAACAGAUCUUCAGUUUGAAUGCCCAGCUUCUUAACGAGGAAAAUUCUGAAGGGCAUCCUUUGACAAGUGCACUAGAAAACUCAUUGUUUUACCCACCACCGAGAAUUACCAUCAAGUUAAAAAUGCCCAAAUCGGCCCCAGAAGACUGCCAAAAGAGCUCCACAGAGCCUGAUCACGGGCCUCCCUCUCCUGACAACAACUCCUCUGUUCAAAAUACAAGGAGCACGCAAGCGCCUCAGGAAUCGCUAGAAAAGAGAAUGAAAACCUAUCCCAGGUAUCCAUUAGAGAGCAAGAGUAACCGUUUGCUGGCCAGUCUUGGCCUUUCUAGGGAAGCAAGGGAUCCCAGUCCUGCUUGGAGACCUCCAUCUCCAGAGUUCUAUCAUGGGCAGUCACAGGGAAAGCCUCUGGUCCUUCAGGCUGCCCUUCAUGGGCAGUCUUCCAUUGGGAAUGGGAAAAAUCAGCCUAACUCCAAGGUUGCCAAGUCUAAUGGCCUGGAGGAUAGCUGGUCUGGGAAUAUCACCCCAAAAGAUAGCUCGAGUGAGAUGUUCUGUGGCCAGGAGUCUAUGCUCAGCUCCCACUUGGCCAGUCAGGGCAGCUUUAGAAAAUCUACCAUGGAACACUUCAGCAGGUCCUUUAAGGAGGCCACCAACAGGUGGGUGAGGACCACAGAGGGCCUCCAGUAUUGUGGGAAGCCAACCAAGAAUAUUAACCCCAGGGAGCGGCUCUGGGGCAAGCAGCUUGUCAGGCGGUCUGCAGGGAGAGCUCCAUAUCAGGAAAACGAUGGGUAUUGCCCAGAUUUGGAGCUAAGUGAUUCAGAAGUAGAAAGUGAUGGGAGUCAAGAGAAAGUCAAGGUAAGGAAAGAGAGCUCAGAUAGGGAAAAUCCUCCCCAUGACUCCAGACGGGAUUGCCACACUAAAAGCAAGACAUAUCCUCUUUCCCACAGUUCAAUGCAAAGGUGAUGAACAACUUCCAAGAAAAUAACUCCGUCUGCCUUUUCUUCAUAUAUUGUGGAGAACCUAUACACUAAAAAGAUUUCUGGCAUAUGUUGGGAGAGAGAUUGUAAUGAAAGAAAUAAAGAGUUUCCACAGUCAAUUGGCUUGCGGUUUCUGAACCAGUUUCAAGUGUAGUUUUCACAAGCACAUUUUAGGAAUUGCAGAUUGUCCAAAAGUCUCUUUUUGGCCAGAGACUAGUGAGAACAGCUGGGCCCAGAGUAUUAGUUCAGUAAAUACUUUGGGGCAGCUUUACAGUUAUAUUAACACAUUGAUGCGCGUAUGUAUUAAGAAUCCUUGUUAAUGGAUUUGCCAGAGACAUGAUUACCAGACACUAAAACUACUUAUCUUUUGAAGCUACAGCAUGUGACUCCCAGAGCUCCUAUCUAUAGGAAGUUUCUAACUCCGCUGGUAUCUGGAAACCCUCCUCAGGGAAAGACCAGGGGCCAACAUCUCAGAUACUGUCAGACUCAACUACACUCUUCCUUUGCUCUGUGCAAGGUAGAGUUCCUUUCAGAGGAUCUUAAUUUACCAAGUCAAUACUCCUAGUGCUUAUAAGUGUCCAGUGCCUGUUCCUAGACUUGCUUGUUGGGGACACACUUGUAACUAUUUCACCCAGCUAACAAGCAUAAAAAGCUAACUUGUGGAUAGUGUUUACAAAAGUACGAAAGUACUACUUCCAAGGGAAAUGCUCUGAUUCUCCCAGUGUAGGCAUUUGUGAAGGAUCCCAGAGCCUUUCCCAAAGUGAGACCAUUUCUGGGGGAUUUGUACCAGGUCAGGGUUUUUGUGUUAUUGUUUUCAAAUAAGUUUGACUUAAAUAAGUUUGGCUGACAGUUUUUGUAUACCUGCUUUAAUGUUUAUAAAAAUUUUAUUGAGGUAUAAUUAAAAUAUAAAAUGCACAGAGGUUAAGUAUUCUUACCUGCUUUAAUUUUGAAACAGAUUUUUAUUGUCAAACAGAAUUUGAAAGCAUGUGUUUAACACAUGGAUAUAAUUUAGCUUUGUACCAACUUUGAAUCCGAAGUAAUUUCCCAAACAAAAAGCUGGAGCCGUUUUUCAGAAGUUGCUUCUACCCUGUUCCCAAACUAUCUGCCUUGAUUAAUUCCUGGGAGGAAGAGAAUGAUUACAUUUGGUGAGGGGAUAAAACAUGCCUGCUUCCCAUGUAAAAAAGGGGGAAAUGUUAGAGUGUUUUAAAUGUGAAGCCAACUAUAAUUCUCUGCUCUCUUUUCUUAGCCUUAAGUUAAUAUUAUCUUUCUUCUAGUUUGGGAAAGUGUAGUGGGAAUUUUCAGACAAAAGUGGCCAUUUUCAAUUUUUUUUAAGUUUACUGGUAGAACAGCCCAGCUGCAAUAGGCACCAGUCAGUAAAGGCAGGGGCCCCUCUUCCCAUCAAUAAGGGAAAGCAGUUUCCUCUACCCACUUUUGUUCUUGUAGCCUUGUUAAUGGCUUUCUUUGCUUUUGUUUUUGCCUCCUUUUCUGGAAACUUCUGUAUUUUGCGUCUCCUUUGGCCACAUCUUCAGCAUGUUUCUUUUAACACCUGUGUACACGUGUGAACAUGCCCUAACGUGUGGAAGGUGUCCUGUGUUUUGUUUGAAUGGAAAAAGCUAUGGAUUAUCCAAAGGAGGAAUAGAAUUUCUCCUGUUUAUGCACUACGUUUCUGUGCUUCUUUUUUUCUGGAGUUCUCCUGGGGUUAGAUAUUAAUUUGACACUUUCAUGGCAGUGAAGUGAUAAUGGAGCUGUGUUAUAAACUCCUGUUAGAGGCCAGUACAGUAGCUCAUGUCCCUUCAUGCCUCUCAAUUCUGAGUGAGUGGGAGGAAAAGUGAACAUUGAAAAAGUGCUUUAGCCAAAUUCCAUAUGUAAUGCCAUUGGAAUAGUAUUGACUAAAAUAAUUUCAGUCAGGGAAACAUAGUUGUAAUAUUUUUACAGGAUUUUCUUAGGUAAAUGAAGGAGCCUUCAGUUGUAUAAAUUUCAAUUGCCCCAAAAUGUAUUUGCUACAUUUUGCUGUUGUUUGAAGUAUUACCUCUUAACCUUCUUUGUUAAUUUUUUUCAUUUUGUCUUAUAUAGUCCAGUUUUCCAAGAUAAACACAGUCUUUUUUCAAAUGUCACGUUUUUACCAAUACUUUUUCAUUAAAUUAUGAAAACUGCUA
Molecule: messenger RNA, 4775 nt
Organism: Hipposideros armiger (great roundleaf bat)
Lineage: Eukaryota; Metazoa; Chordata; Mammalia; Chiroptera; Hipposideridae
Gene: JADE3
Product: jade family PHD finger 3
Exons: 11
Coding region: 137-2605 (822 amino acids)
Biological process (GO): regulation of transcription by RNA polymerase II
Cellular component (GO): histone acetyltransferase complex
Source: RefSeq, a predicted model, not a curated record